Messenger RNA from Entrophospora sp. SA101, 810 nucleotides. NCBI's taxonomy places the organism in Eukaryota, Fungi, Glomeromycota, Glomeromycetes, Entrophosporales, Entrophosporaceae. The record is from the annotation of a GenBank genome assembly.
AUGUCGGCAAAAUUUAAUCAAGCAUAUUCAGAAUUAAUCCGGAAACUACCACCCUCACUAGUGCACGAGACUUGGAAACGUCUUAUUUUCAGAAAGCGGGAUCCAAUACCAGAAGAAGAUGCUAGUGCUGUAAAUCCAUUAAUAGAAGCAUUUUUAAGACAUGAAGUUAAUAGACAGGUUGGUGAAUUGUUGCGUGAAAAACUUUUUUAUCGAAAACUAUUCCAGAUUAAUCGGGAUGAUAGAAAGGCGCUCAAAUUUAAACUUGAUACCUUAAAAAAGGCAGAAAAUAAACGGUUAAUGCAAAAACAUCUUUCUGAAUGGGACUAUAAAACACGAGAAGCAAAAGGUUUAACGAUUAAAGUUCCAAUGCCUAAUUCACCUGAUUUCUCAUCAUCUUUUUACUCAGAUUCUAGCGAUACUGGAAGUCUAACAGGAGGUAUGCGCCAAAAAUUUGAUACAAUCCAUAGACAUAGUAGAAGAACUAGUAAUAUUUUAGGCGAUAUUGAAGAGGAAUUACAUUCUAGCAACAAUGAGAAUAGUGGAAAUUCAUCAAACUCCAUAAUAAUAAUUAUUGAAGGUACGUCUAAUACUGAUAUACCGCCCCUAUUUAAUGACUCGAAUUCUUCUUCUAGUUCAGAUGAUGAGGAAAUUCGAAGUUCUUCUUCAGAUGAUGAUAUUCAUGCACAUUAUGAAGAAUCACUAGAAGUAGAUUCAGAUCCAUUAUCAGAAGAAUUUGUUUUUCUUCUUCCGAGAACAGUUGCGGGAAUUAUGUCCGGUUCUAUUGCAAUUGGAACAUCUAUGACGAGAUGA